GUCUACUGCUAUCUAUACGUUCCCCACAUGGACUAGGAGACUCAUGCGCAGCCCCCCCAUGAACCGCCCCCUCGGCCCUGUCGACGGAUUCCAGAACCCCGCCACUGCGACCGAGGGAUCAUGAACACGAGCCCACCAAGCAAUCUGCCCGGCUACGGUCAGACAAAUGGAAGCCCGGGAUCCCAGUUGCAGAUCAGCUACGAUGGCGCUCCUGCUUCGGGGUCCUCCUCUUCCUCCGUGCUCAGGGCCGCGAAAGGUGGGGGUCGUCAGAUCACCCGCAAUCGCGCCAGCUACAGCUGUCAUACCUGCCGGAGGCGGAAGGUCAAAUGUGACAAGGUACACCCGAUAUGCGGCAACUGCGUGAAAAACGGAACGGAAUGCGUCUACGAUGUGGCGCCACAAAAGACGGAAGAGUCGCGUUCGGAUCAGCCCAAAAAUGGACAUGGUGUGAAGCGGAGGAGGCAGUCGUCGCGACCACUGGAGGAGGAUAUCGAUGAUAUACAGUCUAUCUACGGCCAUUUGAAGCAGACCGGGGCUUCGGAGCAGAGGUCGCAAGCGAUUGAGGCGCGGUUGGAUAAACUCACGUCGAUGAUUGAGAGGCUUAGCAAGACCAACCAGCCUUUAGAUCCAAAGGAGAAGCAGAUCCUCGCGCAGAAUGCCAAUCUCGAGCCGCCAAAAUCGGAUACGCGUUUGGGUAGAGGUCCGACCUUGAAGCCCCCCGGGGGUGGUUCUCGCCCAGAGAGCCCGCGUCGCGCGGCUGAUUCGAGUGGCGACGAGUUUCCCAUUCCUGCCGGCCACGCUACUGACUUGGUGGAUCCGGUGGGGAGCUUGAAUCUGGGCCAUCUCAGCUUGGAGGAUGGAGGGAGGUCGAGAUAUGUGGGGACCACUUAUUGGGCUUAUAUUUCCCAUGAGAUAAACGAACUCAAUCAGCUUCUCAGGGAUCAGAACCGUUCCCAUAAUGAGGCGCCCGCCAAUGAGAGCUCCGCUGACGAGGUCAUGUCGGAACCCAUGGCAACCGCUCCAAACCGCCACUGGAAGACAUCAAUUGAUAGCACGAGUGAAGCUGCCGAGGAAAGUCUUACCAAAGGCCAAUCAUUUCAGAAGUCUGUACUGUUUCCGUCAGGUGAAUCGCCUUCUGUCAUUGACAAGGUCGUUGUACCGGAAAUGCUUGAGCAUAUGCCGACCAAACGCCAGAGUCAUAUACUUUACAAAGGGUUCAUGUCAGGGAUACAUGCGAUUACUCCAGUGAUUCAUCCACCGACAAUCCUUAGGCUUUAUAAUGCCUUUUGGAAUUGGUAUGACUCCAGUAGCUACUCAGGGGAGUUCUGCCCCGAUCCGUCUUUUAUCCCGUUGCUCUAUGCGAUCUGGUUUGGUGGGUCCGUCACAAUUUCAAUACGGACCAUCAAAUCUGAAUUCAACCUCUCAUCUCGCUCGGGAUUGUCGAAAACAUACAACGAGGAGGUCACGCGCUGGCUGUCUAAGAUAUCCUUUCCUCGGAGCCCGUCCCUGCAGGGAUUGGCUGCAUAUCUCAUAGUGCAGACGAUUCUCUCGAAGGAAGAAGAGCCUUUAACAAGCAGUCUAUUCAUCAGCCUCGCCAUGCGGGUUGCACAGACGAUGGGUCUGCAUCGAGAUCCUGCCAAAUUCGGAAUUUGUCCCUCUGACGCGGAGUAUCGCCGUCGAAUCUGGUGGCAUAUUGUGCAUAUGGAUGGGGUUGUUUCCAUGUCCAGCGGUCUCCCCCCUUUGGUCAGUGACGAGAACUAUUGGGACGUCCGUGAGACGAGUGAGGUGAAAGACACGAUUCUUGGUAGUCCUAGUGCUGAAAAGUAUGAGAGGCUUGUCAUGACUGGCAUGAGGCCCCCGGACAAUCCUGACGACCCUACUAUAUGUGGAGGACCUUCCAUGGUGAAUGUAUAUUACUUGUCGGCUCGGGGCAAGUAUACGAUGGCCCGCGCCGUCCGCCGGAUCAUGAAAAUCCAACUGGGCACGAAACCGGUAACCCGAAGGGAUAUGGAGGAGCUAAGAUCGAUCUUGGUUGAUCUUCAAUACAAGUUAAACUCGAUCAUCAACCGGAUCCCGGAAGUCAGGUCUUUUGAUGCAUCCUCUGCAUCAUCUACGAGAUCAUGGUCGUUACCUUCUCAGAGUGAGGCCCACAGCGAUACAGAACUUCCGGGAGAUGGGCCAAAUGGGUGCUCAGAGCAGUAUCAUUCCCCUGUCCUUGUGUCAUUUCACAAGUGGGCGAGGAUAGUAAUGUCUCUCUUUAUUGAUAAGGCUUUCUGUGUUGCCUAUCAGCCGUUCCUCAAGAACGCCAAAAGUCGGAUCUGGCCGGUUGCCAGACAAAGUGCCCUGCGACAUUGUCAUGGGUUCAUGGAGAAAUUCGUCGCUCUUGCAACCGACCCGGAAUUCCAGCCGUUCCAAUGGAGCUGGCCUGGUAACCAUCAACCGAUGCAUGCGACAAUGAUCAUGCUUAUUGACCUCUACGAGCGACCCUAUAGCCCUGAGGCUUCCAAAUCACGGGCCUAUAUCGACAGAAUAUUCUCCCUCACCGGGCCUGAUGGUGGGGUGGUUGGUGGCGAAGACGGCGUCUCGACCCAGCGACCCCUGAAAGACGGAGGCCGCGAAGCAUGGGACAUGAUUCGCCGACUGCGCCAGAAAGCAUGGCAGAGAGCCGGUCUCGAUCCGCAUCGACUGUGGUCUGAACAGGCGCAGAUCCAAGCGGGUGUGACUUCUGUUCCCGACGACCCCUGCUACUCCAGUAACACCUCAGUCGCAGGAUCACCAACCGCCUAUGCCCCAGCAACCUCCCGACGCCAGAUAACGGACUUCUCCAAGGUGUUCUACAACAUGACUCGGUCUCAUCUCCUUCCCAACCCCACAAACAACAACCUACGUCCCAGCCCUCUGCGUUACCAACUCCCCCCUCCAGCCACCGCCUCCACGCAAGCACAAGCACAAGCACAAGCACAAGCACCCCCCAAGUCCCUCAUCCACAAUUCCCACUCUCCCCAACAGCAGCAGCACUCUCCCCACCUCUCAAGCAAGAACCCUCUCCCCUCCCCGGUUCACCCAUUCCCUCACCCGAAAGCAUGCCCCCGCUCAACGCCCCCCCCCGCCCCCCCUUCCUUCAUGGACGUCGCCGUCUCCCCCAAUACCCAGCCCAUGCCGGGCGUCCCCACCCCGCCGUCGAUGGUGGACCCGAACCUAAACUUCGAUUGGGACCAGUGGGACGCCGUCUUCGGCCAGCAUCUGCCUGUCGCGGACGAACUGAUGGAACUCGACCCCGUCACGGGCCUCGAGUUCGGGGAUCUGGGCAGUACGAGACUUCCCGGCGCGAGACGCACCGCUAGUCUAGUGGGGAGCGAGGCUGGGAUGAGCGAGGCUCAUGGUCCCGAUUGGGUGGGGUAUUGUUGAUUCGUUCCUUUCUAGCCUACAUGUCUCUAAUAUUCACUACUACCCCGUUUGUGGAGAUCUAUUUUUCGAAACCGUUUUUUUCUUUUCUUUGUGACAGACGGCGUUUGGGGGGUUGUUUGGUUGGUUCAUUGGUUGGUUGGGUUUAGCGGAUAUAUCCAUAUUGGUAUAUAGUUAUUGUUUAUUUG
This is a messenger RNA of Aspergillus heteromorphus CBS 117.55, 3593 nucleotides long. Its product is annotated as putative C6 transcription factor. The coding region runs from base 121 to 3408 and encodes 1095 amino acids. Gene Ontology annotation, biological process: regulation of DNA-templated transcription; DNA-templated transcription. Gene Ontology annotation, molecular function: DNA binding; zinc ion binding; DNA-binding transcription factor activity, RNA polymerase II-specific. The record is from RefSeq and is a predicted model, not a curated record. Lineage: Eukaryota; Fungi; Ascomycota; Eurotiomycetes; Eurotiales; Aspergillaceae. The transcript has 8 exons.